AGCCUUCCUAGAUCCCCUCCACUCGGUUUCUCUCUUUGCAGGAGCACCGGCAGCACCAGUGUGUGAGGGGAGCAGGCAGCGGUCCCAGCCAGUUCCUUGAUCCUGCCAGACCACCCAGCCCCCGGCACAGAGCUGCUCCACAGGCACCAUGAGGAUCAUGCUGCUAUUCACAGCCAUCCUGGCCUUCAGCCUAGCUCAGAGCUUUGGGGCUGUCUGUAAGGAGCCACAGGAGGAGGUGGUUCCUGGCGGGGGCCGCAGCAAGAGGGAUCCAGAUCUCUACCGGCUGCUCCAGAGACUCUUCAAAAGCCACUCAUCUCUGGAGGGAUUGCUCAAAGCCCUGAGCCAGGCUAGCACAGAUCCUAAGGAAUCAACAUCUCCCGAGAAACGUGACAUGCAUGACUUCUUUGUGGGACUUAUGGGCAAGAGGAGCGUCCAGCCAGACUCUCCUACGGAUGUGAAUCAAGAGAACGUCCCCAGCUUUGGCAUCCUCAAGUAUCCCCCGAGAGCAGAAUAGGGUAUUAAAGCUCAUAGAUUUGCCCUGAAAUACACUGCCAAUGCCCAGCACACUGUCGGCCAAACACAAAGACACUUAGAGGCACGUGUGUUUGUACACAUCCCCCGUCUUUCAUCUCUUUCCUCUGGAUCAUGGACGGCAGCUGACUAUUGAGCAGGAGUGAGUGUUGGGAGAUGAGGAGAGAGGGGCUUCCCCGAUGGGCAGUUUCUGUUGUUUGGACUUCAUUCUUUUGUAAUCCAUGCAAAAAGAUGGAGAAAUUAUUAUCUGAUAAUUACAAAUACCACAACCAAUUCACAGGCAAGCAUUUGCCUCCCAGGCAGGCUGAGCCUUUCAAAUCACUCAGAAUCCUGGGUUACGGGGUCCAGAGGGUAGUCAUACACAAGGAUGAUUCAGGAAGAAAUGCAAGGAACUCUGAAAUCUAAUGGGGAUUAGCAGGAAACCAUAUCUGAAUCUCUCUUUAGCAUAAUGAAUAAGAACAAUGGCCUGAAUGUGAAUCCUGGAUCUGCCACUCUAUCUGUAUCUUUUUGGCCAAGGUACAUACCCUCCUGUGCUUCAGUUUCCUCAUCUGAAAAAUGAAAGUGAUAAUAGUAUCUCACAGGGUUGUGGUUUUGAAGAUUGAGUAUAGGUAAAGUGUUCAGAACAGUGCCGGGUGCACAGUGCUGUGUGCCAAUUUUAUGAUAAUUGUCCCAGUUUGGGAGGUAUGGGGGAUGUCCUAAUGUUUCCCCUGACUGGCUCUGUCUGGACCCCAGGCCUGAGUGGGCUGACAGAUUCCUCACUUGGUAUGCGAGUGUAAGAGUCCCCCAGGGAAGUGUCUAGUCAAAACACGAACCUUCCGCCUUGACACUGUCUUCCCACACACAGCAAGAGCAGCUCCACCAAUGGCUUUCUUUUCACUAGCUUCCAAAGAAUUGGGGUGGAGGGAGUGAAAAGGAGAGGGAGAGGGAUUGGGAAGGCUCGUAAUCAUGGAGAGCCUCCUGCUUUUCUCCCUGUGUCCCUGUUACCGAUACUCACUGGUCUCAAGGUGGCACGCCCAAGACCCAAGGAGCUGGUGCUUGAUGAUGCUGCCUGUGCAUGAAUUCCUGGGACCAGAGACUGAGUCUGGCCCCCCAUUUAGUGUUGGGUGAGAGGGCACAAAGAGCUAUAAUAACUGUAACUUGCUGAUUACAUGGUAGUUACUGUAUCAUUUUGCUCUCAUUAGAUGGUUAUUUCAGUCCUGCCGACGGCCAGAUAAUUAUACGAGCAGCUAUAUCUGGAUGACAUACUCUCCUCCAGCGUUAUGCACUGGCCAUAAAGAUAAUUACAGUGCAAUUUUGCUAUAGUAUUUUAUACAAAUGGCAAAAACAAGUGCAUUGUGGAAAUCUACUUUUAAUGCUUGUUUGUGCAUCCAGGCUCUUUCAGAGGGACCCAUAAUUGCAGUCUUCAUAAUCUUACCACUGAGGGAGCAUUCCCUACCUGUUAGGUGUCAGGCAGAAUAGGACAUAAGGUUUCUGGGAGCUGGCAUUUAAAGAUUAGAUGAGAUGGAUCAACACAGAUCAUUGUGUCAUCUGAUUUCAUUCAUGUGAAACUGUAAGUAAUCCCUGGGCCUGUGCUUCCUCUGGGAGGUUUCUGGGAAGAGGAGGAACUGGAUAGGGCAGGGGGAGCAUUCAUAGUAGGGCACCUUGGGCAGGGCUGUGUGUAUGUCUGGCUCAUGGUGGUGCUAGGAUGGCAUGAACUUGGUUCCUACAUCUUUGGUCCACAUGGGCCCCACUGGCCAUGCACACAGGUGUGUAGAGUAAUGUAAAUAUGGCAGCUGGGAAGGUGCAAGUACCUGCGGCUAGGAGAGUUCCAUCCUCAGGCCCAGAGCCUGGAGGGCAGGCUGAGGGUCAAAACUCUUGUUCUUUCCUCUCUCACAGACGCCUCUCCCCUUCUCUCCUGCUGCCACAGCAGGUUUUCAGUGGGACUUUUUUACAGGACAUAAGAUGUGAUUUCAGUGUUUUUUUUUUGUUUUGUUUUUUUUGUCCUCAGUACUCCACUUCCGGACUCCUGGACUGCAUCAGGAAGACCUCUUUCCCUGUCCCAAUCCCCAGGUGUGCACGCUCCUGUUACCCUUUCUCUUCCCUGUUCUUGUAACAUUCUUGUGCUUUGACUCCUUCUCCAUCUUUUCUACCUGACCCUGGUGUGGAAACUGCAUAGUGAAUAUCCCCAACCCCAAUGGGCAUUGACUGUAGAAUACCCUAGAGUUCCUGUAGUGUCCUACAUUAAAAAUAUAAUGUCUCUCUCUACUCCUCAACAAUAAAGGAUUUUUGCAUAUGAA
This is a messenger RNA of Pan troglodytes (chimpanzee), 2807 nucleotides long. RefSeq names its product tachykinin precursor 3 (gene TAC3). Gene Ontology annotation, biological process: tachykinin receptor signaling pathway; positive regulation of blood pressure. The transcript has 7 exons. The record is from RefSeq and is a predicted model, not a curated record. Bases 149 to 514 code for a protein of 121 amino acids. Lineage: Eukaryota; Metazoa; Chordata; Mammalia; Primates; Hominidae.